Brassica rapa (field mustard) is the source of this 4465-nucleotide messenger RNA. RefSeq lists its product as uncharacterized. The record is from RefSeq and is a predicted model, not a curated record. Lineage: Eukaryota; Viridiplantae; Streptophyta; Magnoliopsida; Brassicales; Brassicaceae. Gene Ontology annotation, molecular function: nucleic acid binding; zinc ion binding.
CAGCCACAUGAUCAAGAUGAAUCCCUUAUUUGUCAACUUACCUUACAUGGAUGCAUUCACACUUGGAGUUAUUGAAGACCAACGGCUCUUUCCCCUUCUGUUCAGGCACGACUUAGAGACUAUCCAGACAUCAAAGGAGAUCCCACGGAUGCAUUUAUAUCUGCCCAAACUCACAAGAUACAAGGAGAGAAUACAACUUCCAUACAUGGACAGAUUCUGCACCAACUAAGUCCAACGGCUAGUUUUUCACUUAUUAUUUCUUUCCAAGUUAUUCUUUUAGGCAUUUGUGUUCUUUUCUAUUUAAACAGAGCUAAGUCUCAUUUGUAAAUCACCCCUUGCACGAAAUUAAUAAAGUAUUAUUCAGUUUACAAAGUUUGUCUUUGUUUUGUUCAAUUAGUCUUUAGGUGGAUUCCUUUAGAUUUCUUGUUCGUUUGCUUGUCUCUUUAGUUUGUGGAUUCAUUCUAGGAUACAAGUGUAGGUCUCUGUCUUUGUGUGGAUUCACAUUGGCGCAGGCUUCUGGUCUUAUCAAAGGGAUACUUCCGCAACCCUUUGUGGCGACAAUCGAUCCAUUCAAGCUUGACAACUCUUGUUGCCUUGUGAUCUAGCCUUUGUUAGCUUAGGCUUGUAUCAUUUUUGGUAUCAGAGCUUAAAGCUCCUAUCCCCAGGUUGUGUUCAUCCAACCCUUAUCUCUUUUAAUUUUGUUUUGCAUUUUGUUUUUCAUUUAGUUUUGUUUUGCAUAAUCAUAUAAAACCUAUAAAAAGUCACAUUUGUUUCUGUUGCAUCUUGUUUAUCUUGUUUCUAUUUCAUAAAAUCAUAAAAAUAAAAUUGUUUGUCAUUUGUUGCAUUUGUUGCAUUUAGUUCUUUAGUUCUGUCAAAAAUAUUAAAACCCAUAAAAAGUUGUGUUCUUCAUUUGUUCUUCAUCCUGUCGAUUUAAUUGUUUCUUAGAUCCAUAUCUUAAAAAAAAAAAAAAAAAAAACAUAAAAGCUGUUAGAAUUAAGUUAAUAUCCGAGUUUCCAAAUUUUGGUGGAGUUUUUGAAAGUUUUCCUUCUUCUGGUCAACCGAAACUUAUUCCUUUCCAAAAGAUUUUUGUUUACUUGCAAACUUUAUUAAAAAAAAAAAAAAAGAGAGGAAAUCAGAAAUUGCCCAUUUUGUUUAGUGUUUAGUUUCUUCUUCUUUCCUUUAACUUUGCUAGUCACGUUUUCUUGUUUAAUCACUUGAUUCAGAAUACUUUCAUCUUCUUCUUGAGAUAUUUAAUCCUUAACUUGGUAGACAUGGCGACUGAAGAAGAAGCUGAUGAGUACAAUAUUAAUGAAGUUGAUUGGGGUGAAGAACCGGGAUACUCAUGGGAAGAUCAAAACUAUGGAGAUGGCUCUGAAGAAGAAGCUGAUGAGUACAAUAUUUCUGAAGUUGAUUUGGGUGAAGAACCGGGAUACUCAUGGGAAGAUCAAAACUAUGGAGAUGGCUCUGAAGAAGACGACCAGUGUAGAGAGUCAAGGGCUGAAGAUGGAUAUGAGGAAGGACCAUGUCGUGGGGAGCUUGAUUCCAAGCCACAAGACCACUACAAGAACCAUACCAUCAACAAGAGCUAUUCUAAACCUUGGUUAAAAUUUACUGAUAAAUUUUAUGACUAUAGUCCAACAGUUUUCACCAAAACACUUGUGUCUUUUUCAGGAAAAGAGAACUACUCCAGAUGGGAGGAAGACAUGGAAAAUUAUUUUUGGGAGUACAAAGUUCCUGAACAUAAGAAGCUGUCCAUAGCCUUAGACACCCUUGUAGGAGAAGCUUACCAAUGGUGGCUUCAAGAGGAAGAAUGUCGCAUCUACUUCAAGGAACCAACCCCACACUGGGAAUAUGUCAAAGAGCUGAUGUAUGAACAUUUCGAGAUGAGGAGAUUACCCCCUAGAACCUGUCCUAAACGUUUUGUUAAACUGAAACCGAGACAACUACAUGAGCGUGAGGUAACUUUAACUUCUCACUAUAAUUCAUAUGAUCAGUUUCGUUUGUAUAAGUUUUCAGGAAAAGGUGAAGACCCUAGAAACUAUCUUCAGUGGGAAGAGGACAUGGAAAGGUACUUCAAGUGCAACUCCAUUCCAAAAGGAGAAUACUUGUCCUAUGGUCUAGGACAGCUCACUGAAAAGGCUCAACGGUAUUGGAAAAGAGAAGAGAAGUAUAGGGAACAAUUUCAAGAGCCUCCUAUACGCACUUGGGAGCAAUUCAAAGGGAUCAUGAGGGAUAGAUUUGCACCUUACAUCCCUACACAACACGCUCAGAAGGUGUCUACAAAGAGAGUAGUACAACCCCAAGUCUUGCAGCCGGCAAACCAGAGGCAAAGCUCAAAACCAGUGCAUACACCUCAUGUAAAGCACAACCAAGGUGAGUACUCUAAAUCUUUAAAACCACCUGAGGUUAUUUGUUAUAGGUGUCAAGGCCAAGGUCAUCUUGCAAAAGAUUGCCCCACAAAACGAGCAGUGAAGAUGGCACUACGUGAAGCAAGAGAAACCAACUUGGAGGUAAGUGAUUCCUUUACUAGAAUAGAUAAAAAGUUUGAUGAUCUUAUCAACUUGAUUAAAGCUGGAUCUAAUUCUGUUUCUAGUAAUUCCAUGACUGUCUUAACACACUUGUCUAGCGCCCAAAAGGUUGAAAGUAUUUCAGGUACUAACAUAGAAAUCAAGGAACAAGAACCCAACCCUGCUGCGCAAUCAAGUCCAACACUUGAUAAGAAUGUUGAUAAAGGUCUAGGUAAUGAGGAGACACGUACAGAAGCUAAACAACAACAGAAUAAUGAGCAAUCUACCCUAGAGACCUCUACACCAGCUGAUCAUGCUUUAGAGGUAGUAAAUACCAAAGCUGAAUCAAUGCAAGAUAACCAGGUAAGUGAAGCUCUAAAUCUUACUCAAUAUUAUUUUUUUGAAUCGUCCACUUCAAGUAUGAAACACUUGCUCUUGCCCAUAAGUGAUGAUUCAGAUAUAGGUACAAUGGAGAAGCAUCCAGAACCAAACUCACAACCUUACACCCAAGCAGUGGUCAAUGGAGAAACCAAUUGUGAAAUAGGAGAUUUCGAAAAGGAGACCACGAUCCUUCCAAGGGAAAUCAUAGACCGACCAUGGAAAGGGGGCAUAGCUUCCCUACUGAUCAAAGAAGAACCACCAGUUGGACAAUGCAUCACAAAACCGUGCAUAUACCAAGGUAAAUUGGUUUUGAGGACAAAACCUUUUGAAGAGGGAGGGAAUGAUGAGGACCUAAAGUCAGUAGCUAGACCACCAACUCAUGAGAUCAACCAUACAAGCUACAUUGGAGCCAGCAGCGACAUAGGUGCACUCAAAGAAGGAUAUCUUUGCAACCAUAAGGAAUUUAACCGUGAAACCAGUUUCUAUAGAUUCUCAACUCAACCAGAGCACGCAGCGAAUUGGUUUCAUACCAAAAAGAGUAAUGGUUUAGGAGAUAUGCCAGUUACAAGUCAGACUAUCUACACUACAUCCGAAUUGGUUCUAAUUAAGGAAAGUAAUUCUUUGCUUAAGGAGUGUGCAACUCAAACUCACGUGUGGAAACCAGGAGAUUAUUCAUUACAUCUAAGAGCAGUGGGAGAGUUUCUACCAUGCACCAGCAGCCACAUGAUCAAGAUGAAUCCCUUAUUUGUCAACUUACCUUACAUGGAUGCAUUCACACUUGGAGUUAUUGAAGACCAACGGCUCUUUCCCCUUCUGUUCAGGCACGACUUAGAGACUAUCCAGACAUCAAAGGAGAUCCCACGGAUGCAUUUAUUUCUGCCCAAACUCACAAGAUACAAGGAGAGAAUACAACUUCCAUACAUGGACAGAUUCUGCACCAACUAAGUCCAACGGCUAGUUUUUCACUUAUUAUUUCUUUCCAAGUUAUUCUUUUAGGCAUUUGUGUUCUUUUCUAUUUAAACAGAGCUAAGUCUCAUUUGUAAAUCACCCCUUGCACGAAAUUAAUAAAGUAUUAUUCAGUUUACAAAGUUUGUCUUUGUUUUGUUCAAUUAGUCUUUAGGUGGAUUCCUUUAGAUUUCUUGUUCGUUUGCUUGUCUCUUUAGUUUGUGGAUUCAUUCUAGGAUACAAGUGUAGGUCUCUGUCUUUGUGUGGAUUCACAUUGGCGCAGGCUUCUGGUCUUAUCAAAGGGAUACUUCCGCAACCCUUUGUGGCGACAAUCGAUCCAUUCAAGCUUGACAACUCUUGUUGCCUUGUGAUCUAGCCUUUGUUAGCUUAGGCUUGUAUCAACUUCUUCACCCCGACUCCUAUGAGAUUUAUUCAACUUCCUGGUGAUUCUCCACCAUUUUAUGUAUCCAAAUCAAGCUUCUUACAAAGUGAUUCAUCCUGGUUUGAUUGGAACGACGAAGAAGCUGUCCUAUUCCCAAAUUGGGAAACUGGAAUCACCUGAUUAGAAAGCGGGAUAACUUCUUCAUCCCAACUCCUAUGAGAUUUAUUCAACUUCCUGGUGAUUCUCCAAC